AUGCAUGCUGUCAAGGCCACGGUUGACAGCCACGACCACUACAACGACUACGGCGUGCUCCGGCCGGGCGUCCAGCUGUGGUACGGCGGCAGUGUCGGUUACGGUGCAUCGGGACCCCAAGCAGCGAUUCAGUGGGAGCGCAACUCGACCGACGAAGUAAUUUAUCGUUGA
This is a messenger RNA of Saprolegnia parasitica CBS 223.65, 171 nucleotides long. RefSeq lists its product as hypothetical. Lineage: Eukaryota; Oomycota; Saprolegniomycetes; Saprolegniales; Saprolegniaceae. The transcript is spliced from 2 exons. Bases 1 to 171 code for a protein of 56 amino acids. The record is from RefSeq and is a predicted model, not a curated record.